This is a messenger RNA of Vicia villosa (hairy vetch), 741 nucleotides long. RefSeq lists its product as uncharacterized. The transcript is spliced from 3 exons. Bases 49 to 741 code for a protein of 230 amino acids. The record is from RefSeq and is a predicted model, not a curated record. NCBI's taxonomy places the organism in Eukaryota, Viridiplantae, Streptophyta, Magnoliopsida, Fabales, Fabaceae.
ACUUCAUUCAUUUUUUGCUUAUCAUAUUGUGUACAGAUAAUUUUCGAAAUGGAGCUAUGCGGCAUUCUCAAACACUUAGAAAUGAAAGAUUACUUUAUGAUCGCAAAGAUAUCAUCACAGUCAUUCCCGGAGAUUCAACCGUCAUUUGUGAAAAACAGCGGCAAUGAAAUUUGUAAAAGUUGGACCAUAAUGAAUAAUCAAGGUGUACAUCAUGAACUGAUUUAUAACCAGAUUGAAAUGCAUCCACUGGUUCUAAGUGGAUGGCCUUGUAUGGAAUCGUAUUACAAUCUACCAUCGGAUGUAGUUUUGACGAUUGGAUAUUAUGGUAACAACAACUUUUCAAUUUUAUCAUUUAAGGAGGUACGGAGAGCCCAAGAUUUACCGCAUUUUCAUAGCAGAAACGUCUUUUCCAAUGACAUAUAUUAUUUCGACGUAGAUCUCCAUCCAUUCAGUGUUGAUAUUCCAAAAUUAGUUGAGUUGUCUCUAAUCUUUGUGAAAUUGCAGGAGAAUUUUGCAACCUUCCUUAGAGACCAUGCAUAUGAAUACAUUGUGCUGUGCGGUGACAACGGGAAGAAUAAAUUCAUGUCUACUUUGAAAAUUGAAGAUCCUCGCCGCACAAAGAUAGGAUAUGGAUGGAAUGAUUUUUGCAAGUCCAACAACUUCAAAUGCGGAGAUAGGAUCCGAUUUAGGUUAGAUGUUACUUCAUUAGACAAAACUUGUUAUGUGUAUUUAAUUGCAUGA